This is a messenger RNA of Pangasianodon hypophthalmus (striped catfish), 7650 nucleotides long. It is a transcript of the gene gramd4b, whose product is annotated as GRAM domain containing 4b. The record is from RefSeq and is a predicted model, not a curated record. Lineage: Eukaryota; Metazoa; Chordata; Actinopteri; Siluriformes; Pangasiidae. The transcript is spliced from 19 exons. The coding region runs from base 2041 to 3636 and encodes 531 amino acids. Gene Ontology annotation, biological process: apoptotic process; negative regulation of toll-like receptor 9 signaling pathway.
CCUAAUCAGAGUAUUUUGCUUCCUCUAGUCUUCCAGCAUAAUAGUAAUACAGGAAACAUUGUCCUGCUGUGCAGCGUGGUGUUUAAUGUGCUCUCUCUGAAUUACUGACAGCUGUUGGGGUUAAGUCACUGUCCUAAUGGGUUUGACCAUUGAACUUAAAAUAACUCUCUGCUUCAUCAAAACCUAAUUGUAUAACAUUUAAGUGCCUGUGCUUAUAGUGCAGUAGUAAUAAGAUUAUGAGAAAAAUUAUUUAAUCUCUUUUAAUAUUGUAUUGUUUCUAAAUAGAUUAGAUUUCUUAGCUUGUAUGGCUUCCUGUUGACACAGAAUAUAAACUAUGCAGAGGAUUUCCAGUUGCAAUUCUUGAAACUGUAAUUAUUGCACACAAUAUAUUCUGUCUAAGAUUGUUUUAGUGUUGACCAUUUCAGAGUCAUUGCCUCGACUGUAAGUGUACAGUAAAAGCUUGGGAAAACGUCUGUGGUUAGUCAAAUGCAGAGGUGCCAACAUAUACGGUUUAGUCAUAGCAUUUAUGUGUUUUGACUCCUUGCCAUGUCAGGUCAUGGCCACGCAAUAACUACACCCUUCUGCUUUUUUGGUUAAAGCAGUUGUCAGACCAAACACUAAUAAAACUCUCCUGUCGAAAAAACGAGUUCACUGAAAGGAAAGGACAUUAGACGUGAAAGAUGCGCAUUUGUGGUUACUUUUGGUUUUGCACUGACUUCAUCUAGGUGGACUUUAAGCUGUGAAUUAGCAAAACUCUGUCUUGUGAGCCAGUUGAAAGCAGAGGAAUUUGUAUUUUGCAGCUCUUUGGGAAAAAUGUGCUGUGCAUCACAAUUUAAUAUUUUUCUUUCACUAUGUAUUGUAUACUUCAUAAUUUUUAUUGAGCUAUUUUGUAUUGCCAUUUGGACAGAUAAAUUGUUUGACUUGUUGGAUUGUUUUCCUUUCAUGUCAGUAAUGAUAGUGUAAGGACUUUUUUUAAAUUUAUUACUAUGUGCCUCAUCUAUUGGACAUGCACCUGUGUUAAUUUUGUAACUAUUAAAUCUCAGUAAACUUAUACAUUCAGCUGGUUGCUUAUAAAUCCAAGCAUUUCUUCAGACUGCAGUUAAACAUCAGUUAAACCCUUGUUGAAACAUGUUUCAUCAUUUAUUCAUUUAUUAUUGUUAGCAUGGUGCUAUCCCAUCCACCGACAUACGUAAGGGUUUUUAUGGUAAAAUUCAGUUUUUUCUCUCUGUCUGCUAAGAUUUCCUUGUUAGCAAUGUUGGCACAUUUGCACAUGGCCUCUCUCUGUAUAGCUAAUUGGUUCUUGUUCAUAAUUAUUGACAAAUCGUACCAGACUCUCUGUGGAAUGCAAGAUUGUUUUGAACUAUCCUUGUGGUGUUUCUGGUGUGUGGAACUUUUGCUCCAAACCUCCACGUGAAUGGCUGAAACAUACAGCCUUUAUUAUCAAUCUCUUUUCUUCAGUUACACCAAGUUGGAAGCUGUGGUCAUAACGGAGUGUCCGUCAUAUUAUUGUUGCAUUUUCAUAUUUUUAGGUUUUGCUUUUCUAAUGUAAUAUACAUGGCAUACUAAAAAUAUGAUGCAGAUGAACUAAAAUUAAUUAAAUUUCAACACCUUAUCAUGAUAUUCGGAAAGGUGUGUCUAUGCAGUUAGUAUUAAUGCUCAUUCUGCAUCUGUUACUUGAUUGACAGAUGUGCAUGUGCUAAACAGUGGCCAUGUAUGAAUAAGUGAAAUCUGUUGAGAUCCAGUGUUUAGCUGUAAAAGAAAAGCAGGCUGACUUGACUCCACCCAGGCCAGCUUUUCAGGUUGCUGAACAGGCUCAACAGAAAAACAGGCAGGUAACUUUUUUUUUAGAGGCUUUCUGCUCACUCGUGGAGCUUUGCUGAGUCUCAUCACAUAGCAAUAACAUACAAAACUACAAAAUAACAAAAUAACAUACAAAAUGUCCAUUUGAGGCAGUACUUUUGUGUGAACUGCUUCUUCCUGUUGUUGGAAUUACAAGUGCACUUCUGUUACUAUUGUAGGGCUGGCUCAGGGUCCAUCGUCAUGGCUGCUACUAUCCAGGACUACCAGAGGACAGAGGCGGACAGGCUCAAUGAGGUCAAGGGUCACCUUGAGAUCGCCUUAUUGGAGAAACAUUUUCUUCAGGAAGAGCUGAGGAAACUUCGAGAGGAGACGAAUGUUGAGACACUGAAGCAGGAGCUUGAGAAAGAGAGGUUGAAAAGACUUGACCUCGAACAUAAAAUGAAUGAAAUCCUAAAGACCAGACCAGAGGACUCCCCACCCCCUCCUUCCAAAGCUCAUGGUCCUGCUGUCAAUGGAACAGGAGAAAAGCAGAAGGAGUCUGUGAGCUCGAAGCUUUGGAAGUGGCUGUAUGAGCGCUUCGGCGUGUACAUAGAGGACUUCCGCUUCCAGCCUGAGGAGAACAUGGUGGAGACAGAGGAGCCACUCAGCGCUAAAAGGUUAACUGAAAAUAUGAGACGACUCAAACGAGGGGCUAAGCCUGUCACUAACUUCAUGAGGAACCUUUCUGCCUUAUCCAGCUGGCACUCUGUCUACACAUCAGCCAUCGCCUUCAUUAUCUACAUGAAUGCUGUGUGGCAUGGCUGGGCAAUUCCUAUGUUUCUCUUCUUAGCGAUUCUCCGUCUGUCCUUAAAUUACCUCAUAGCAAAAGGCUGGAGGAUACAGUGGAGUAUUGUGCCUGAGGUGUCUGAGCCAGUGGAGCCUCCGAAAGAAGACUUGACUGUCUCUGAGAAGUUCCAGUUAGUGCUGGAUGUGGCACAAAAAGCUCAGAACCUGUUUGGAAAGAUGUCAGAUGUUUUGGAGAAAAUCAAAAACCUGUUCAUGUGGGUGCAGCCUGAAAUCACUCAGAAGUUGUAUGUUGGUCUGUGGGUGGCGUUCAUUGCUUCCUGCCUGCUGCCGUACAAACUCUUGGGCUUCAUAAUCGGGCUUUAUGCUGGUAUCAAGUUCUUCAUCAUUGACUUUAUCUUCAAGAGCUGCCCCAAACUUAGGGACAAAUAUGACACACCGUACAUUGUAUGGAAAAGCCUGCCAACUGACCCACAGCUCAAAGAACGUCACAGCGGCAACAUCGGCAGACGGCUGUCUGGCUAUGAAAAGCAGAUCCAGCCUGUGGUCACACGUGGCAGCCUCGUGGCUGGAGUGCCAUGUGGUGUUGGGCGUGACGAGGAGAGUGGGCGUGCAUACAGCACCAAGAGAGGUCCUUUCCAUGAAGUCUUCAACUUGUCUGAGAAUGAGCGCCCCCUACCAGUGUGUGAGAAUGGGUGGCGCUGCUGUUUAAUCAACAGGGACAGGAAAAUGCCUACCGACUACAUACGAAAUGGCUACCUCUACGUGACAGAAAACUACUUAUGCUUUGAGAGCUCCAGCUCCCGUUCUACAUCCUCUAAGAAGAAUAAAGUCAUCAAACUCCAAGACAUUACAGACAUUCAGAAGUAUAAGGUUUUGUCAGUAUUGCCUGGAUCUGGGAUGGGAAUCUCAAUAGCCACACCAUCUACACAAAAACCUCUGGUGUUUGGUGCCAUGAUUCACCGGGACGAAGCCUUUGAGGCCAUCUUCAACCAGUACGCGAAGAUCAACGGUGCCAUUCCCCCUGUCACAGUGACAAACCCGGAAACGUAGAACAUGUGGUGAAAAGUUUUGCUGGAGCUCCAGUUUAACAAGGAGGCUUCAGCUAAGGAGCAGCUUCUUCCACUUCUCCUUCUCCUCCUCGAAGAGGUGCAGGGAUACAGAGAAAGAUAAAAAAAAAGGAAUCCAUGUCCCUUUGGGUGCCUGUGCUGCGUUUUUAGAAAAGUGUUUUAAACAUGGCUCCUUUGUGAUGAGACGUUUGCGCCAGUGUUUAUCGUGUGUCUCAUUUGGGAAUCCACUGAGCACCACUAAAAUGCUAUUAUGGAACAGGAGCUGGUUCUCCUCACAGUUUCUGAUCACGAUUCUAGUCUUCUGUGUCAUUUUGUGGCCUAUAUAUCAGUCUUGUCACCUAAAUUUUAAUCCUGGAGCUGGUUCUUCUUGCCAUUUCUGAGAAUAUUCUCACCUAUGUUUCUCUGUGUUCUGUCAGGUAACUUUUAACCUCCCCUCUCUUUUCUUGCUAUUUUUUUUUUUUUCAACUGUAUCGCUUCUGGCCUUGCACAUGGAGACACAAUGCAGUUUGUGGUGCUGAGAUAUAGAGAAUGCCAGGGGCUGAAGCAUCAACUCAUGAAGUGUAGCUUCCCCUUCAGAAGUGCUCAAACACAUAUACCAUGGCCUUUUGUUUUAAACCUCUAUGCUGCAAGGUUGUAUUUUACUUAGAGUUUAUGCUGGACACUACCAAAUAGUACAAACAACCCCCUGUUCAAAAUUACAAUCCACACCACUUCCAACUACUCAGUAGAUGGGAAUAAUUUGUGGGAAAUCAGAAUUUUAAUUAUCAGUAAAUGUGAAAAAAUAGACAUUACACAGUGGGACAGUAAGCAACCAGCAUGGUUACAGGCCACACAAUCAUAACAAAUAUGAAUAUUAAUUUAAAUACAGUUCAUCACAUAUAGAACAAGGAAAGUUGAGAUUUGAAUGUAUCUCUAUGGAAUUUAUUCUUCACUCACAGGCAACAGAGGAACAAAUUGCAGCAGGAAGGCUGAGGUGGGAUUUUGAGAUGGUAUGGAUUCAAAUGUUUGUUAAAUUGGAAACAUAUAUGUUCCAUGAAAUGGACAAAAAAAACACUUCUGAAACACUUUAAGUGUGAAUUGGGCUUGAAAUCACACUGUAAUCUGAUUUCAUUUCACUGUGUGGAGUACAGAGCUGUAUGGGGAUGAAACUUCCCCGCUAUAACACUGCAUGUGCCAGUGUUGUCUACUCCCCAUAAUCUCUCAUCACAUAAAGAUGUUUCUUUUGUCCUGGAAAAAACCUUCACUCUUAUAAAUGUACCAAUAUAUAAGGAGUUCACCUAGCUUACUGUUGUAAAAAUGUGUGUGCCACAUACUGUAAACUGAUCUCUAUGCCUGUAAUCACUGUGGGAAUACUUCUGAAUACUUUGGGAAUAAUAUGUCCCACUGUACUGUCGCUGUCCCCAUUCCCAUGCAGCUCUCUAGUGUGUAACUGAUGCACCUUAAUUGUAGUGCACUCUCCUGCUCAUCUUCAGAUAGGGCUAGGAGUGAUAGGGUUAACCUUUCUGAGUAAUCAGUGUUUGCUCUGAAUCACGAUUUUUUUUUUAUUAAUUACAUAAGCUCACACGAUAAGCACAACUGUACCAUAAAGUCUUAUCAUGAACUGAAUGUGUAGGAGCCUUGAAGGGAGGUUCUGCUCGAGCAUUUUCCUGUUUGCUGUGUAUAUAAUUGUUACCAAACAUGAACUAUUACUUGCCCCCUGCUGCAGCUAUGCUUCCAUUAGCCGACCUAAACUCUUUGCACAAACAAACGAACCUUUCCUCUAAAUGUAUAGGCCAUAUAAAAGAAUACUACAGAAAUACUCUAAUAUCUAUCCAUUGUGUCUGUACUGUGUGUGUGAUUUCCAGAGACAUUCCAGAGAAAUCCUGAUGACGUGAAACAUUUUAUAACGGUUGUCUAAGGGCAGGCAUUAAAUUCUGUCAGCAAAUUUUUAAAAUGUACAGUUACACCAUUACACUAGCAGUAAUCAAUUCAGAUCACUUUUAUUCAGUUGACAUUGUCAUAAAGCAGAGUUACAGAAAUACAGUUCACGUUGAAAGGAAGUUCAGAGUGAUCAUAGUAUGAAUAAGAUAUCUGGGAUUCUUUACAAUUCCUGCAGCAGUUCUUAGGUACGAAUCUGCAUUACCCGGGUGAGAUUAUUCCCUGAAGCAAGGUUGAAUCUUAGGCAUAAACUGUUUUAUGGAAAUUGCAAAUCAAUAAAGAUUUUAGAAUGAGACAGACUUAAAAAAUCUUUGAGAUUUAUCCAAAUUUUGAAUCAUGUUGCAAUACACUAAAAACUAAGUCCAUUUAUUUACACUCUUUUAUCUACACCUAUUAUGGUAGUAACACAUUACCACAGAUUAUUCCAUUUGAAAAUAUAGUUCCAUGUCAAGUGUGAAUAAUACAGGUUUAAGCCUUAAUUUACAAAAAUUUUGACUAUAGAAUUUGUUAGUGUGCUACAGAAAUAUGAGUUUAGCGUAAACAUUUACUGACUGCCCUUAGACUUCUAUUAUAUAUAGUUUUCAAGUAAACAGUUGUUUUCUAUUUGUUACACAGUACAGAGAAAUGUGUUGAAAUUCUUGUCUGUAGUAGUUGCCCAAAUGCUGUUAGAGACAAAGUAAAAAGAUUACUUAUUUUAAACAUUUUUUACAUUAUUGAUCUUAUGAUCUUAUUGGUAUAAUUUGCGCAUCCCAAUUUAUUUAAUUGUAAUCUCUUCACAGCGUAGUAGGUCUCUCUCCUGCAGCUUCAGCAUGGCUUUCAGAAAAACCUUCUUCAUGCUUUUCUGGGAGACCUAAUUUCUGUAGUCAUUUUCCUUACUGCUUGCUAAACCAUUAGGAAUCCAAACAUGCCUUUUUCCUUUUAUUCAGAAACAAUUUUGUUAUACCAGUCUAUUGUUAGUAUACUAGCCACUUGGCCCUGUGCUAACCAGCACUUUAUACAAGUAGCAUUCGUGUGUGUGUGUGUGUGUGUGUUGUUUCUGUUCCUACUGCUAUGGCACAUUAUUCUCGUUAAUUAGCUGUCAGUGUCUCACUUUGUGCUUUGACUUAUUUUCCUCGCCGUCUUGCCGAAUGACUUCACUACUGAUUUAAGUCUAAAUGUUCAGUGCUAUAACUAAAAGUUUAGGGUUCUUAUUGAGUGUAAAAGCAAUCAGCUAAUACAACAUUGAAUCGUUUACAGUUUUCAGUUGAGGUUUGAAUCUCUCAGUAAUUAAUGUAGCUCACAAUUAAUCAUAGGAAUCAUAAGACCUCAGUGAAGAUCUAGGCGGCACAUUAGAGAAGAAGCACAGAAUUUACUGGUAAUGAUUUGCCAAAUAUUAUGUCUGUAUUACUGUUUGUUGUUUGCUAUGCCCUUUACCUGCUCUGUUUACAGAGUUUAAUAGUUGUCUUGGCCUAGUUUGAUCCCUAGGGAGAUCUAGGGGCAUGAGAAUGGGCCCACUGUUUUUGUGGUAAGUGUCUGUGGUACUGUGAGCUACUGAGGGUUUAAACUGAUUAUUAAAAAUUGGCUGAUAUGUUGAAGAGGUUUGGUUUUUUGAUUGGUAGGGUUUCUUCUGUCUUGUUUUUCAUCAUUCAACUCACUCAAGAUGUACAUGUAGGAAAGCAGAUAUUAGGGACAUUCUCUUUCACCCUUUUUGCUGUUUUGUUGGUCUGUGUUUAUAUGGUUAGCCAAGGACUAACAGUGUUGUGGUUUUUUUUUUUUUGGUUGGUUGUUUUUUUAAAUAUGACUUUUUAGUGGAACCAGUUAAGUAGAACACAAUAAAUCAUUAACCUCAGAUCGGUACAUUGAUGCCAUUUUUAAAACUAGGUGCGCAUGCUGUUAAACGUUCAUUAUGGUUAUUUUCUUUGAUUUCUUUGAAGUUUCCAAUCAGUCAGUAAGCUGUAGAGCUGCCCUGUGAUCAAUAAAAGGAAGAUUUCACACACACAAAAAAAUCAUGUUAAACAAGCCUCUGAACAGUUUUUUAAGAAGUUGUCUAAUAUAAAUGUGUUGUACCUUUUUUCUAUUUAAGUAAAAUAAUUUAACAUGU